GAGCACGUGACCAGUGACAUCACAGCCCUCCUUCUAACGACUCCACUCUAGCAUGUUCCCUACUCCUGGGGCUGAACACACAUGGCGCACGAUAUGACUGAGGCAGAGUUUUCUCCUUCAGUCCUGGGAACUAAAGAGCACUGGGACACCGUUUACAGUCGUGAACUGAAGACCUUCCAAGAGUACGGCGAUGAAGGCGAGAUCUGGUUUGGAGAAGGUAGUAUGACCCGGGUUGUGCGAUGGUUGAAUGCACAGAACAUACCGCUGACGACCUCCAUAGUGGACAUAGGCACUGGGAAUGGCAUGUUACUGGUGGAAUUGGCAAAGUCGGGGUUCAGCAGUCUCCUGGGUAUUGAUUACUGUGCAGAUGCCGUCGCGCUUGCAAGAAACAUAUGUGAAAGGGAAGGAGUGUCUCAGAGUGUAAAUCUACAGGUUGCAGAUUUCCUCGGCUCCUUCAGUCCUGCAGAACAGUUUGACAUAGGCCUGGACAAAGGCACCUUUGAUGCAGUGAGUCUGGAUCCCAGCGGUUCUGAAGAAAAACGUAGGCAGUAUCUACAGUCGCUCUGCCGGGUUUUAAAGCCAAAUGGCAUUUUCAUCAUUACUUCGUGCAACUGGACCAAAGAUGAGCUGCUGGAACAGUUCGGAAACGACUUUCCGCAGGCUUGUGAUCCAAACCUGGAUAAGCUUGAGAAAGGUCCCGUGAUAGGACUGAAACGUUGCUGAGACACGGGUGAAUACACUUUUACACGGUUAUUCAAGAGUUUGAAGUUACAGAUGAACUGCCCACACCGUCCUUUAGUUUUGGUGGACUCUCAGGUCGCAGCGUCACAGCAUUGGUGUUCAAGAGGAGGACUAUUCCUAAAUCAUGACCAUGGAAAGAUCAUUACCUGGAUUGGAAAUUAUAUCCUGUUGACUCGCGCAGUAUGGAGGAGGAAAUGGUAUUACACAGGAGACAACUGGGAAUGAGUGCAUCAUACUCCAUAUGGACAGUAAGCUUAUUGUGGAGAAGAUACGUAAUAUUGAGGUCCGUCUGCUGGAACCAUUUGGAUGAUCUUGAUUUUAUUACGGAUGCAAAAUAAAUAAUUUGUACAUUA
Molecule: messenger RNA, 1094 nt
Organism: Bufo gargarizans (Asiatic toad)
Lineage: Eukaryota; Metazoa; Chordata; Amphibia; Anura; Bufonidae
Gene: EEF1AKMT2
Product: EEF1A lysine methyltransferase 2
Exons: 7
Coding region: 82-723 (213 amino acids)
Biological process (GO): peptidyl-lysine monomethylation; peptidyl-lysine dimethylation
Cellular component (GO): cytoplasm
Molecular function (GO): protein-lysine N-methyltransferase activity
Source: RefSeq, a predicted model, not a curated record